ACCUUAGCAAAAGUCACGUAAUAAAUCUUGGAUAACAUGAAAGACAUUUUUGUCCUCAGACGUCAACUUUUUGGAGGUCCAUUGGAUUUUAAUAGUAGCCAGUAUUAAUGUGUCGCUGUCUUAAAUCCUAACGCUUUCUAUCUGGCCCUAUUUCAGUCAUCUUCAAAACACGUUUGCCAUCUUAUUUUGAAAGUAUGUAUUUCCGCUAUAUUGUCGCUAGCUUUUGUUGGCUUUACGCAACAGGGAGGCAUGUCUCAUGGCAAAGCAGAAAGUAAAAGCUGAGCUUAAACUUCUUUGUGACAACCGUCUGAGUGACGCCUCCCUUCGGGUUGUCGUUCAUGUGAGAAAACAGACCUCCGCUCACUGAGAGACGCGGUCGGACGUUGUUUUUGAAGUAGAAGUCCAGUCACGACGCUACAACUUUCGCUAAAGUCCAGCAGCCGUUUCAGCUGCGACCACACCCUCCGCGCUUCCUCAUAGAACUGGAGCGGCAGCGGGAACGCGCAGCCAGCGCCACUUUGAAAUCUCCGGGAAUAACGGCCGUUUCAGUUCCUUCUUUCAGACGCUUGUGAAGGGACCGGGGCUGUGGAGGGAGCUGUCGGAGCGAGCUACUGAAAUGUUACCGGACCACCGGAUGGUAGUGAUGUAAAAGAAGCGGCUCCCAGGAGAGGACAUGCGGGGCCACACUUCACUCUCCGCUCUCGAGUUAAGACGCGGCGGAGGCGGCGGUGGAGGAGGAGGUGGCGUUGGAGGACGGCGGACACACGGACGAUGCAUACGGAGUCGAGGCCACUGUUAGAGUCUGAUCCUGGACACUGUUUGAGUACGGAGAGUUGAAAAGUGGACUGAACGGCUUGUUGGAACCGUCUAUGGAUUUUACUUGGGUGGGACCCAGAAGGUGAUGGUGGAGCAGCAGGCCUGGCAUCAGGAUGAAGUGACUGAGGCAGGGUCUUUAAAAUAUCUUGUGUGGUCAAAUUUAAAAAGAAAAAUAUAUUAUACAUAUAUAUAACCAGUUUAUGUUUCAGACAAGUGAGUGAAAGGUUAAUUAGAAUUUUACUACUGUUGAAAUCAUUGAAAAAACAUUGCAGCCUGGUCUUACUUCUGAACUUGUCACUGAUCUUUACUAAACAGUUUUAUCUUAGAAACCGUCACUCAACUCGAACACGAAGGCUAGUUAGAAACAACCCAGCUUAGUUUUAUUAUAACGCUGUUGUCCUGAAGUUGCAUUCAGUUUCUAUAAGCCCUGAACAGGAGGCAGAACUUACAACUCAGGGGAGAGGGGGGUAAGCCCCCGCAUGCCCUCUCGUGGUGCCUUGCUCCCAGAGCUGAAGGAAGCAGAAAUCAUCCCAGCACUCUAAAGAGCUGCUUGGGUGUUGCCUUGCCUUUACAGCAGCAUGAUUACUCCACCAGGCCAGUCAGAGUUUGUGGGAACAAAUUGGAUAAGACUUCAGUGCUGUGUCAGACUCUUCGCCCUGGACUCACCAUGUUGUCCCAAAUGACUAUAGUGGGGGAAACGUAGCGACACAAACAUGUAGAGGUGCUGUUUGUCCACUGGGAGUCAUAAAGGAAAAGCAGAGAAGAGCAGUUGAUACCCACCCCUACACUCUCACCCUUCUCCCCUCUUUAUUAUGGCAAGUGGUGGUUCUGGCAAAUCCACUAGUGAGGGAUCAACCAGCACACCCACCAGCAGUCUGCAGCAGAGGAAGCGACUGUCCUCUAUCUGUGAUACCUGUAAGAGCAAGAUGCAGCUGGUCGCCGACCUCCUCCUGCUGGCCAGUGAGACCCGGCCCGUACUGAGUUCUGAAGGAGUGGCCGUGGCCGACACCUUCGACCAGUGCCGCGACACCGUCAUUGCCAGGACUAAAGAGCUCUCCAUUCUCACCCAUGAUAUCCAGAGCCAGCUAAACAUGGGACGCUUCACCGAGGUGGGGGACCGCCUCUUGGAGAUGGCCGACCUUGUUGUGUCUUUGACUGAGUGUUCCGCCCACGCCGCAUACUUAGCAGCCGUGGAGACCGUUGGCUCUCAGCCCUGCAUGCCUGGCUUGGUCGAUCGGUACAAAGUGACUCGAUGCCGACACGAGGUUGACCAGAGUUGCAAUGUCCUUCGAAUCACACCGUUGCCAGAUCUGACCCCGCAGCUUCUCCUGGAGCUUUCACAAAACAUCUCCAUCAACCUCAAGACUCUUACAGACAUCCUGUCACUGGCCAGUGAGCGGUCCAGGGACCGCUUUGCAAAAGAGCAGUUCAAGUUGAGCGUCAAGAGCAUAAGCACAAGUGGCACAGCUUUCCUAGCGUGUGUCAAGGAGGUGAAAACUCAACCCAGUGAGUUGACCAGGAACCGCUGCGUCCUCUUUAGCGCCGCCUUGGUGCAGGCAGUCAACGCCCUGGUCGGCUUUGCCACAGAGCCUCAGUUCCUGGGACGAGCUGCCAGUGUCUCGGCUGAAGGGAAGGGGGUACAGACUGCAGUUUUGGGGGGUGCCAUGAGUGUGGUUUCGGCCUGCGUUCUCCUCACUCAGGGCCUCAGGGACGUUGCCCAGCAUCCCGAUGGCAGUUCCAAAAUGGCGGACUACAGGGAGCGUUUGCGUAACUCGGCAUGUGCUGUGUCCGACGGCUGUACUCUGCUCACCCAGGCACUGAGAGAACGCUCCUCUCCCCGGACUCUGCCACCAGUUAACUCCCAUUCUGUGAAUUAGCCUAAAAUGGUGGGGAAUGAUGUUCGAUUCCCUUCAGUUCUACCAAAGAGACUCGGCUGGAUUGACCCUGCUCAUCAGGUUUGAGUCAGAAACAACAGAUGAAAUCUGACUCUGGCUUCAGGUUUAAAGUGUGUGACGACCAAGCAAAAGAACAGACGUGGUUCUGCGUUGCGCUGGAUGUGACUCGAACCCUGUUUAAAAAAGAAAACAGAUGUCAAGCCCGCCUCGUUCCUGCAGCCAGAGCUCAGAGUUUUCUCAUCAGAAACCAAACCUGAAAUGUUUACCUCAGUUUUCAGCUCCGGUGAAAACACCAGCCUUGAUGAUCGAUGUAGCCUCGCUGUGUGAACCUACGGUUGGCCGACCCACUCAGUUCCUUGUGCUUUUGUGAGAUUGGAACGAUUGGACAGAGUGUCUUGCUGUUCUGUUCUUUUCAACAUGUGUGAAUUCUGAAUUGGUUAAAAGCUGCUGUGAGAGUGUGCCAUAGGUUUUACACUAUUUACCAGAUGUUACAUAGUAUUUUUACGUGUUCUGACCAUGCAUGUAAUGGAGUAUUUAUUUCAACUAUUAAAAUGUUUCCUGUA
This is a messenger RNA of Cynoglossus semilaevis (tongue sole), 3274 nucleotides long. It is a transcript of the gene tlnrd1, whose product is annotated as talin rod domain containing 1. NCBI's taxonomy places the organism in Eukaryota, Metazoa, Chordata, Actinopteri, Pleuronectiformes, Cynoglossidae. Bases 1629 to 2693 code for a protein of 354 amino acids. The transcript is spliced from 2 exons. The record is from RefSeq and is a predicted model, not a curated record. Gene Ontology annotation, molecular function: actin binding.